This is a messenger RNA of Xyrichtys novacula (pearly razorfish), 26149 nucleotides long. Lineage: Eukaryota; Metazoa; Chordata; Actinopteri; Labriformes; Labridae. The record is from the annotation of a GenBank genome assembly.
CCAAAACCUCCUCGUAGGAGUGUUAACAGUAAAGAAUAUAAAGGCCAAUGCUGUUUUCGAAAGCAUAUUUAGUCAAAAGAGCUGGAUUCAUUUUCCGGACUGUCACAGAAAAAAAUAAUUAGGUCCGUCCAGUAUAUGUCAAAGUUUUGGUGAGAGACAGAUUAUGGGUUCAUGAGUAAAAAUUGAUUUAAAAUGUGCUUAAUUUGACAUCACAGUGUGGACACUAAGCAAAGUUUCACCCUACGGUAAAAAAAGGAAAAGAAAAAAUUGAGGAUGGAUCAGGCGGAUUACCACUAUAAGCACCCAGAGGCUUAGUACCACUAUUAUCCUCCUGUGCUGGGAUUUUCUCUCUGAAUUAUGUAACAGUGAUGCUUCAACAUAAAUCACUACACGGCUGUUUUGUCUCGUGGAUUUUCCCUUCUGCUGAUCCCUCUCCUCUGUUCAGAACUUUAGACGACCUGCUGGAGUCCAAACACACCUGUCUACAGGAGAGGAGCUACAGACGGUAACAGACCUACGGAUAAACAGGUGUUGAUUCGAGACUGGAGAACUGAUGAGCCGUAACAUGAAAUAUAAGAAGUUCAUCACCAUCAUGCAGGCGGCUCUUGGGGUCGCUCCCCUCAACAAGAGAGAGCUGAUUCCACCGCCACGCAGACUCUGGAAACCUGCGAGGUGAGCCCUUCUGUGUGACAGUGUGUUUGUGCAUGAGUGGAGCGUACAUAAAUUUCCCCUGAGUAUGUGUGUGUGUGUAUGUAUUGGAAACAAGUCAGAGUCAGGUGGUCAAGAAAUCGAUGUAAACUCAAAGAGAAUCUAUUUAUGUUAAUCUUCUGCCUGCAAACAGCUCCACCACAUUAAGAUUUCUGCUCAUGCAAGCUUCAUGCAUGUGUACUCUCAGAGCUGUAUGAUGUUUGCUUUUUAUGCAUUUGGAAAGAGAGCGCAAACUGGUUAUGCAACAUCUAAAGUUUUCAUAAUUUAUGCAGAAAAAAGAAGAACGCCCAUGGUGUAAAACAAAAUUAUAUAUUCAGCUAAGUUAAUACCAUCCUUUUCCGUUUAUGACAUUAAAGUAGGAAACAAUUGCCACUUUAAAAGCAUUACACUUUGUCAUGAAUCAAAAUCUUAAGAACACAUAACCAUAGACAACACCCAGGCCAACACAAAAACUGACCGAAUCACAUCUCUGUUAACAGUUUCUGCAUGUGAAUCAUUGGAGUCUGAAUUUUGGAAUCGAAGGUGUUCCUGUUUCUGUUUGUAGUCUGAGUGCUUUUGACCAAUCAGGUAUCAGCAGGCUUUGGCGUCUGCAGAAGAAACAGUCUGAACAAAAACAGGCAGAACAGUCCAUUGUAAUGACACCCCAGCUCCCAUCAGCAGUAAUCUAACCUCUAUAAACAGAUAUCUUUAUGCAAGGUCACCUCUCUAAAUCAAAUAUUUACACUUUACAUCUCACUAAAGACAAUCAGUGUCAAGAUUUCCUGACUUCCUAGAAUACAUCAGAAAAAAAACAGAUCUAACCUAGCCCGGGGUCAGAGGAGAAAUGGUCUGGAUCCUUUCAGAUCAUUUCUUUUUUUCCAAGUGGCACUAGCAGCAGCUGCAUGAGGGAGUGUUAUCACAAAUGAUUGGACAGACUUGAUUCAACAGGCCUCCCAGUGGCAGAAGUGUCCAUCUUGGUAACCUCCAUUUAACCAAAAAAGAUGAAGAAACAGAUAUGGAAGUGGUUUUCUUCUCUCUUUCACCUCCUUGGUAGGAAAGACCUGUCAAAGCACGACUUUUUACCAUUUUCCAAUCUGCAUCUUGAGCUUGUCAACUCAGCAAACGGAGGACCUGAUGAGGUUCACAAUGAGCCCAAACACUAUUUGUGAAAAAGCAGUGGGAUGUGGGUGUGAAGGGAUAAUUUGAGAGCUUUUGCUGUAACUACUUGAAAUUCAGAUUAGGCAGUCCAUUUGAUAUUUUCUUUUUCCUGUACUGGUUCUAGUUCACAGCUAGACUUGCAAAUUCAGAUGCAGGAUUUGAGGUGGAUUGUGAGACAACAUCUGUGUCCAGAGUGUAAGCAGCACUUGUAUCCAUCCAGAUAUCUGUUUACCGAGAUUAAGAUUAACUGUUUGACUGGCCGUGUCUGGGAUUGGAUUAUAAAAUGCAUUCCAUAUCCUCUGAUUUCCCUUUUCCUGUAAAGAACAAAGGGCCAUUGGAUCACCAGAGGUUUGUACUACUCAAUACUAGAAACAAAAAACAGAGCACUGCAGACAUCAAAAAUCUGGACCUCCUUCAACAGAUCCACUUUUUAAUGGAGAACAAAAGAUCACAGUGACUUUGACCUUUGAACAACAAAAAAAUAUUGAGUUAAUCCAAAAGUGGUAGUAGAUUUUUUUUGCCUGAACCAUGGAAAUUCUUUCCAGAUGUCUCUGAGAUAUGAAGUUCAUCUAUAUGUGUGAUGGAUAAUGGUCCAAAGAAAGCUUCUGUUGGUCAGUAUGAUCCUACAGUUGUGUACAGAUUGGACCUUUGGGGUGGGUUUGCAGCGAUGUGAUCCUGGUGUAGGAGCCAUAAUGUUGCUUUGCUUAUCGGUUAUCCUGUGUUCAAUUACUUUUGUCUGGUUGGUAUUGGUUUUGCUGGCCUGGGUCAUGUGGGCACUGUGUUUGAAAGCUGGUAGAAUAUAAAAGGCGACUUUCCUGCACUGAGUUGGAGAGGUGAGCCUAGGUAGUCGUAAUUUUUGUUGACCACGCUUUAUGUUCUUUGUUUCGCAAUGAUACACGUCGCAAAAUGUACACAUAUUCCAUCUGAUGUGUGCGUGUAAUCAUUGGCGAUUGACGAAGUGCUUUUCUUUUAUUAAAGCUCUGAAAACUUAGAUAAAUUCUGGGUGCUUUUUUGGAACAGCAUCAGCGUGUCACGCGAAUAUACAGGACCUAUGCUCUGCCUCAAGCGAGUUUUUUUAAGGUACAAGGAAAGUCACUAUACCUGGUAUUGGCUAGGUACUGAACCCAAAAAGCUAUAUUCGAUAUCAGUGAUAAAAAAACGAUUUGUUGGACCAAUCCUUUGGGAAGAUCUUUUUGACUAAGUUCUAUGCUUCACUUUGUUGACAACAGCCAUGUGCAGACCCAUGGGGCUAAUGCAUUACAUCAUCACCCCCAGUGGUCUGUGCAUUUUGCUAGAUGAAGAGCUAAUGUAGCAUGGAGGGAGUUACCCAGAGAAAAAAUAAAGCUGAAACUAAGCUGUCAACGUUGUUAGCUGCAACUGGCUGCAUAGAUGCAAGACACUACCCAGUGAUGGUUCAAAUGUCUCAAAGCCCAGGUACCAGUAUCAGUAUCAGUAUUGGGACUUAAAAUGCUGGAUCGUUGCAUCCCUCCUUUGGGGUAAAGAAAAAAAAAACUCUUUUAUUUAUCUGCUCGAUCUUUGUCUGAAUUUUGUCGAGUCAAAUUCUUGAUGGUCAAAUCUGUUUUUUUAAAAUGUUGCCAUGAGCUUGACCUAUGAACUAUACCCAUCAAAAUCUGACCAGUUCAUCCCCUGGGUCUUAGUGGACCUUUUCUGGUAUAUUAAAUAAAGUACUACACACUCCGUCAUCCACAUGAAGUACAGAAUUCCUGAUAAAUUUAGUCAUCUUUGCUCUCAUGUAUUUGUAUUUGUUCUUGUCUUUUGUAAUGUGCGUUACUGUUCUACUUUGACAGAAGAAAAUCUCAUCAUUUACACAUGUUUCUGUUUAUUUUGUGCUCACCAGCUAUUUUUACACAUCUGCACACCCACCAGUUAUUAUAAGCCAAACACCCAGGCUCCUUUUUUUUGCAGAACUGCUGAAAGGCUUUGUUUGAAAUGUCAAUCACAAUGUAUGCAUCACAAAAACCAGCUCCCUCAGUGUGUUUUACAGCAGAGAGGGAGCUCUACUGUUUCAUCUAACCCGAGGGGAGGAAUUGAGUUUGCACAAACAUCUCUGUAAUUUUUGCAUGAGUGCUGUGCCUCAUAAGAAUUCUCUAAUUUGCAGAGUACAUCGUAAUACUGAUUCAGAGGAAGAAUGUCUGGAAAGAGACCUUACUCUAAUGUGGACUCCAACCAGGACUCGCCUCCUCAGUCAGACAGAGUGGCAAAACAUGGCCGCUUUCAGUAGGAGAAACAAAAGAGUAACAUAUUUACCUCAUGAGCAUCGACAUACAGGCAGAAAACUGUUUCCCUGAUAUCUUGAUGGACCUAACUCAUAAGCACAGUCUCCAGAUUCUCCAGGCACGUGACCCGGACGAGGGUGGGAGCCGCGUGUGUGAUGAAUACGAGGCGACAGAAGGAGAGUGAAGACCCUGGGCACUUAAGAUGACCUGUGGAGAAGACAGGCAGAGAAGGGAUGCUGUAAAGAGUCAGAAGACACGGGGCAGGAGCUAGAGGCCAUGUGUUUGAUCUUCUGAGCUGAUCAUGUCAGAAAGAAGGAGCAGAUAUCCAGAUCAAACAUUCAGCUCAGGAAAAUCCUGCUGGAAGGAAAGUAAUACGGAUCUGCAGAGCCUGAAAAAGGACACAAAAGGGUGAUAUACCAGCUUUAUUCCAAGCCCGAGAUAAGGGCGCAGGAGGAGAGCCUUUGUCCAAAUCCCAAUGACCCUUGAUGCUUUCCAAGUUUGGAAGACCAAGCAGAGCAAAUUCAAAGACAGUCCGAAGAGGACCUGAGGGAAAUCAGUCCAACAGUCAAAUGGCCCUGCACGGAAAUGUCAAUGAGAGGGCAGAGAGACAUUUCUGAAGGUUACUGAGGCUGGCGUAGAGGUUUGAUUGGUUGAUUUAUCAACUGAGAAAUAAUAUGUAGUGAACAGGAGAUUACACAAAUCAGAAUCUAGACAGGGUGAGUGACGUUCUAACUGAAAGCAGAGCUGUCUAGUUAAAGGAGCUUUAAAUCACAUCAGCACCAGUUCACAUACAACAAAGUUAAAAAAUUGCAAAAAAAACCCAAAAAACUGCAAAAGUAUGUUAUAAAAAGCAUAAUAUUUAUUAAAUAGAAAAAAAAUCAAUAAAAAGAAAGAUAAUUUAUGGAACAAAAAAUUAUAAUUUUUUUUUAAAUCAGGAAAAAAAAUCCAGACUACAAAAAUAUUUCUGCAUUUCAUAAAUUUUCUACUUUGAGUGAAAUAUAUUUGUGUUUGGCAGGAUUGUUUUGUAUUUUGUGGUGUAAUUAUGUUUCCUUAGAUAUUUUUUGUGUAUGUGAACUUUUUCGCAUCUUUUUUUUCUGAAACUUUUUUAUGCUUUUUCAUUUUUUUGUGUGUUAAUUUAUGAUCAUUUCUUUAUCAUUUCCUUGAAGUAAUAAUCAUCGUAUUAAUCAUUUUUCCCGCUAGUUCUUCUGCCUUAGCAUCUCAGUCUGAUUGCAUUUCCAUGAAGAAAUGAUCAUAAAUGUUCUUCCUUGAGCUGCGGCACCCCGCUGCAGUCGAUGGACUCGCCCUGAGGUCUCUGUACAAACAAGUGGCUGCUGGAAGAGAGUGGGUGAGUUGUGUUUAGUCGCUUUGCUAAAGAAAUCAGGCAAAGCUAAAAAGAUGUUUGGUGGCUAGUGCUCUGGCUGGGACCCUGUAUGUACUGUUGGUGAAGUUAGGUGCUGUUCUGAGCAUGUGGCUAUAGAGUGGCGUUUUGGUUGAGCGUGUGGCUCUCUGUAUUGUUAUUGUGUGAUCAUUACUAAAGUUAGUAUAACUAGAGAAGCAAGCGGUCGGCAACAUUCAUCUUUCGACGGGAUGUCUAACUUGGUGUUACAGUGUUUUUGACCCUAACUUAAUUUUACGCCGGAAUAUCCCUUUAAGUUUAACACGGUUUCUGCAUUUUGAAUUGUUUGAACAUUUGACCUUCAGGGCCACCAUAGUCCUUCCCUGCAGUUCCCUCUUCCUCAUUCAGACUACUAUCAUAAAGUACAGCAUAACAGAAAGAUGGCGAUGGACUAUAACAGCCCCCUUCCCCCAAUGAGAGAGAGACGACUGAUCAAUAACUCAGUCCUGAAGAGAUGAAUCUCAAUGAGUCUCAGAUACUCCUCAUACAUUAUAGAAAUUGGCAAGCAGCAGAUUACUCAUACUGUGUGUUUAGUUCAUUUCCAUACACACACUCAAUCUACAGCUAUCACGUCUUUGUGCGGGAGCUCAGGGGGCUCAAUGUCUUCAUCUGAGGAAAGAGAGAAAAGGUUUUCCUCUCUGGGGCAGAGGAGUGGAGAGGAAGCUUUAAGAGAAACUCAAACUAUCCUGGGAUGAGCUGUAACACCCUCUGUGACUGAGGGAGAGAGCACAAGUACUCUAUCAGUCAUAAAAUGUUCACCUUACCUGCCCCGUUCUCCUCAAAAUACACCUCAAGCAAGAGGGCAAGGAUGGUGUAAUGAAGCUGCUUUAUCCUCCUCUCUCUCUUAUCUAAUGUUAGUAUUUUGAAAGUGUGUAAAUGGUUGUAAAUAUAAAACACCUCUCUCCAAAGCCGCCCCCAGAGUUUUAUCUGAAUGUGGAAAUUUUUGCUCCAUGUCCAGAUCUACAAAAGUUCAUCUCAGGGUCAAACUCUAAUCCUGACAGCAUGUCAACCAUUAUGAAUUUAUGAUUAAAUUUCAGAUCAGAUUUUGGGCAGAUCAAUUGCUGGUCUUGAGCCAAAUCCAGCCUGGAGGCAACUUUCUAGUGGCCUUGACCCAAACAGAGUACAUAUAUCUGAAAGAAGAAGAAAAAACACUGAACUGCACAUACAGUGACAUCAAAUAACUUCCUCAUUAUCUUUGUCGAGAAGUGCACAUGUUAAGUACUGGUAUGAAUAGGUGUUUAAAGAAGUCGUAGUGAUAAAAUUUGAGAUGCCAGUCAAAUCUGUCAUCUGGGACGUCCCCCUACGUCAGAAAUUCUGAGGAACUCCAUUCCCUCUGAGAAAUGUAAUCCAGCAGUAGAAGCUUUACUUCAAUAGUUUUUAUAGUAAAUACGCCCAGUUAGAUGCAAAUAAAUCAACUUAUGCUGGCAGGAAGUCAGGAAGUAAACAAAACCAAAUGAAAGUGUUUUCAUCAUACGACGCAAAUUCUGUUAGUUAUGUACUAAUGUGUUUGUUGAUUGUUUUGGUGCAUAAUAGGUCAAUAGUGAGACAACUCAGUGACGAGCUGAAAGGAGGCAUGUUGCCAUCUACCGUAUAAGAGGGACAAGGGCAGUUGUCCAGUUAAAUUUCCUAAUCAGGCUAUAAUAUAAUAUAAAAGCUGCAUAUCAAGAGAUCACAACAGAAAUGCUCCACACCUGCAGGGGGCGCUGGGAGGAACAGAUUUACCAUUUCAGCCUUAUACAGCACAUUAUAGUCUGAGCAACUUGUUUCCAUCCAGUAGCUCAGGAGGUAGAGCGGUCGUCCAAUAACCAGAAGGUUGGUGGUUGGAUUCCCCUCUAUCCCAAGUCCGUCUGUUGUGUCCUUGGGCAAGAGACUUAACCCGGUGUGUGUCCUCGUAUGAUUGUGAGUGUUGUGUGGUGGUGGUAUGAGGCGCAAAUUGGCAGCUAAUACUACAUAGGUACUUUACCACCACCAAGGCGUGACUGUGUGAGCGAAUGAAUGAGGGUAAAGCGCUUUAUGAAAUCUAAUGCAUUAUCAUUAUUUUUAUUAUUCACGAGAGUCCUCCUGUUGCUGUUCAGUUGUUCUUGUAGGCCACCGUACUUCUGCAAUACCAUGUGAGAAAAGUUGUAAAAACCCAAAGCUCACAAAGUAAGGGAUGAAAAAAACAGCAGUGUACUGUAAACAUGCGCUGUUAGCUUUGUUCUCCAAAAGCUGAACAUUAGAUGCACACACACACACACACACACACACACACACACACACACACACACACACACACACACACACACACACACACACAGAAAGUCUUGCAUGCAGCAGCAGCAGCAGCACAGCCAUCCUCCUCCCUCUCUCCCUCUUUACUCUCUCCUCUCUUCUCCUCCCUCCCUCCCUCUCCCUCCCUCUCUCCCUCUCUCUCCUUUUCCUCCUCCUCAGUCUUGCUCGGUCUCCGCUCUGUUAACAGCUCCAGCAUCUCUCUCCAUCCCUCCAGUUUUUUAUCUGUUUAUCUCUCGGGCGUUGUUGUCGUCUAUCACCAUGCGUCUCGGCAUCUCCUCCUUCAUUACGGAUAUCCUGAGCACCUCCAGUAACAUCUGUUUCUGCUGGACCGAGGGCAAGGUAGAGUCACACCUCCUUCUCCUCCCACUCCUCCUCCCUCUUCUCCUCCGCCCUGCUGCUGUGCUGCAGAGCAAGGCAGCAGCAGCAGGCAGGACAGCAGCAGCGGGGGCCUCUGAGUGCUACUGAGGACAAACUCUUACUUGAUUACAUGAUGUCCCAGCUGUGGAUACUCUGUGGAGUGUGUGCAUGCUGAGAGUUUGCGCUCUCUGUGUGUUAGGGGUUUGUGUGCAGGAAUAUAUCACCAAAGUUUGGCUUUCUCUCUGGCUGUCGAUUAACUAAUUUGUUGGUUGAAAAUUGCAGUGUGUAUGGAAUUUAGUAAAAGUUUGUGCAAGAAAUGAGCUGCACAGAGUUAAUGUUUGCCUCCCAGAGAUAACUGUUUUUGUGGUUUAGAGGCUUUUUCGUUCUGAGCUGAAAGGAGGAUCAGUUUCAUCGGUGUGUAUCCAGCACAGGGAUGUCUGGGAUAUGUUUAGCCUAGUUUAGUGUAUUGUGCAAAGACACACCUUUCAGUAAGGCUGUGAGAACAAGUACAUGAUUAGUUGGAGUGACUGUUUUUGUAGCAUCAUUUUUGUUUAAUCAUGAAAAAAAUGACAAAAAUAUCAUGAUUACAUCAAUAAUUUUAGUCUUGAGGAUCUCUGCACCACUGCAGUACAUCAGCACUUCAAAUUUUUUAAACAUUUUGAUGAAUUGUGCAUCUUCAGCCUCCAGCAUGUUUCAGUCUAAUUUUCUCUCCUUUAUGUUUCAUUACAUUGCAAGUUAAUCCCCAUUUCUAUCACCACAGAGGCAAGACCCAGUGUAAUAUGACAUUAUCUGGAUCUUACCUGACGCAGGUUCUGGUGGGUUGAAUGAUCAAAAAGUGAGACAUUUGAAUUUAUCAUCUAUUUUAUUCUGCCGGUACAUAUCCGCAAACAGCCCCCUACCCAUCCAAUCAUCGGAUGUCAAAACUACUCUUCUUCCACUGUACCUGAUUUAACCAGUGUCAUAUCUAUUGUCACCUACUGUACGUAUUCAUGUUUCCUCUCUUUUGUACCCCACUGGUCUUUGCUGAUGCUCUACCUGCCUUGGUGUUUCAUGUACGCCCAUGAAACAGAGGGUAGAUGUGCUGUCUCUGCUUAAAGCUGUUGUAUCCACAUACACAUGUGAAAAGGUGGAGAGCUCUCAGAAUAGAGCCAGACAGACAAUUUUGAUUUAGUGACUGAAAAUCCUCAUUCUUUUGAUUUAAAGGUCACAACUGAUGUGUUUCUGUCUGACAAUGUUGUAUCAUCACUAAUGGCUUCUGUGAAUUCUUGGUCCUGCUUCCAUGGCGGAUCCUUGUGAGAUGCAAGGUGAGACUUUAUGAGGAUAUUGUUAAAUCAAGGUGUGUUGUCUCAGGAGGGACUGUGAAAAGCACUCAUGCACCAAUCUUUAACAGUGACAAAAAAGCAAAAGAUAAAAUCCAGUAAGUUUCAACUUGUAUUCAUUCAGAGUGUUCUGCAUCUUGUGCUCUCCUCAUAGACUGUGAACCUGAGUACAAGCAAAGCCAUGAUUGGUUAAAGUAACUUAGAUUCUCAACAGGAACCAGGAAGGAAUCAUUGACCUUUGGCUGAUACUACAUGGCGUGUAAAGGAAAACUGAGAGUACACAAGUCCUGAGAUGCCUUUGUGUUUGUUUCCAUAUUUUGUGAUAUAAAAGCUGUUAGUUUACUCUUUAAAAAGAACUACUUAACAUUGUUUACACUGUAUAUCUAUUAUCAUUUUUGCCACCUUCUUUUUGAGUGGUUGUGGCUGCAGUUUUGGAACAGUGAUAUGUUUUAUGUUUAUCCCGAUUUCUUCUGGUUGGGUUUGCAUUAUUGUAAAUUUUAUAAACAGAUAUCUAAGUUCAUCAUAAAUGCAUAGAUGAACUGUGAACACUUGGCAACCAGAGAGCUGUGGUUUUGAUAUUAAUUAUUAGAGUUAAUUUGAUCCGUGCAGAGUGGCAUUAGCAAGGUUUGUGGGUCACCUGGACUUUCUGGGGCAGAAACGUUGCAUUUGACUGUGUCAGGUGAUUUUCUCAUUUAGCUUUAAAAAUUAAUGCCACUUGGAGUCCAGCCAGUCCUGUUCCUGUGGCUCAUUUAUGCACGACGGUUAAGACUGAGACGCAGGACAUUUGGUCGUAGAAUUCAUGUUUUACCCGUUUGAAGAGGAUGUUUGUUGGUGCAUGCUCCAUCAGCAGCACUGAGGAGAGUCACCACAGUCGCAGUGUGUGUGUGUGUGUGUGUGUGUAUGUGUGUGUGUGUGUGUGUGUGUGUAUGUGUGUGUUUUUAUAUUUGUGUGUGAUAUCAUAAUGACAGGAAGAUAAAGAGAUAUCUGUAUUGAUAUUGACAGACAGCCUCGGGGGGUGUGUGUGUGAAUCAGGGAUAGGCACACAUGAUUUUAACGCAAUGCAACAGUGACACUGCUGCUUGAAAUGUUGGCGCUCAGUGUGUGUGUGUGUGUGCUUGUGUGUGUGUGUGUGUGUGUUAGAUUGAUGGAUUUGUCCCGGGACUGUAGCAGUAUUAGAUUCAGUGCAGGGCGUUAGUGGGGUAGGGGUGGGGGAGAGCAGAGGCGGCUGCAGAUCUGUCGCUGAUAAACCAAUCAAACGUUACACACAGCCGGCUCUGUGUUCACUCACACACCGUCAAUCCUGCACUAUUUAUCUGGUAGUCAUUACUCUAACACACACUCCAAAACACACUGUAAAAAAACUGCACACAAGCAUUUGUUCACACACGGCUAAAGUGAGGCAAGGUCACCUGACAGCAAACAACUCCAUCUACCUUUCUAGAUCUGUUUCUGUAUAAACUACUUACAGCAUAAAGUGAGAAUUAGAAUUCACCAGACCGUGUUGAUCGAACUGGAAUAAUAAGAAUAUUGACAAAGACGUAACAACACAUGUUAUGUGAAUACUACUGCUUGUAAAAGAGGAGGGCGUGGCUUUCUUAUUCGAUGAAAAAACCACCAAAACAAGCAGUAGCCGCUACACGCUGCAAUUUCAGGGAGGCACAGCAACAGAUUUCCACCACCACUAUGCCUUUGUACUUAAAGAUAAUAAUACCUUAAAACCAUGUACUUUGGUGUCCCAGUGAGUGAUAACACAUCCCAUUACGCUGUAGCAGAAGUGUGAGAGGCACUGCUUGCAAACACAGAGGCAGCUACACAUACACACACACUCGAACACGCACGAUUACAGUGUUUAUCUACUCUGCCGGUGUCAACACUAGAUUUUCCCAUCUUAUUUCCUCCGUUCCUCCUCUGAUACCACCUUUGUAAAAGAAAACCAGAGGUAGGGUUUCAGCCACACUAAUGCCUCCACAGGAUUCUGUAAAGAUCCGGCCAUGAAAUUGCAAGUAUGUAAUGAAUAAUGAACAUGAUAUUCAUCAUUUAUCUGUCAUAAUGGCGACCCUCAGCGAGGAAAAGUGACAGCUUUCCAUCUACAGUUUCCAUGUUUGAAUUAUUUUUGGUUUGGAUCACUUCAAAGAAACCAGGAUUUUUUUUAUCAAACUCUUGUGGUCACAUGUCUUUACAGAUAAAUCUGGUGAUGGAUGUUGUGAUAGCUUUAGUCCUCAUGAGUCUGAGUUUUUGGGGAGUUCUGGGACUUCUAAUGGGGCCACUGGCUCUGCUGUUGCUAUAGAAAUAGAAGUGGAGGCUAAGUGUUUGGUACUUGCACCAUGCUACCUUGAGAUGUGAGCAGAGAGAUUGGUGGCAUUUAGGGGUGUCAUGAUUCUACAAAUCCUCGAUUCGAUUUUAAUUUCGAUUUAGUCACAAUUUGAUUCAAUUCGAUUCUGGAUUCUUUUUCGUACAGCACAGAGGCCAUUUUAAGACUAGCCUAGUCGACGAUCAUUGGUUUUAUCUAUUACGUUUUGUACAGUAAAUCUUAUUUCAAAAGAUGGGCUUCAUACAAGUGAUGCAAUUUCCAUUAUUCUUGUGUAGUGUAACACAUUAGGCACUGAAGGUCAAAUUUAAAUAAUCUAUUUCACAAUCUUGUUUUCAGUGAAGUGAAAACAACAAAAACAAACAUACUAACAACAAAAAUGAGAACUCACAGAGGCUCGCGUUGGCUACAAUGUGCAGUGUUGUCAUUUGCUUCUGCUUUGCACACCUCCCAGAUGUGGAGGGAGGGGAUCGUUGAUCCGCUCUUUGAUUUGGAUUAUCAAGACCAUGACGUAAUUUUGAUCGAUUUCAGUAAAAAAAUCUAAAUCAUGACACCCCUAGUGGUAUUACCAGUGUAUUUAAUUUUAUCUCUGCAUACUCUGCCAACAGUUACUGAGUUAUCAUAGCUCCUGUUUUAAAGUGUGUCCUCACUUUAGACCUUAAACCAGAUAGCUUGAUAACCUCUUGCUCUUUUUGCUCCCUUGUGCCAUUGUGACAUUGCUGGAGCAUAUUUUGAACAUGGCUUAACUUGAGAAUAACUCAGAUGAAUAGUUUACAUUUCGUUUCAGUACAAGUGCAGAAAUAGUCAUAUAAAUUACCUUUGUCGUGCUGGAUAUAUGACACAGUCUCACAGUAUUGAAACAACCAGGACAAGACAGGAAUACGGGAACGUUACAUGGCUGUUUGCCUCUUAUUUCAGGUGGUUCAUGUAAAUUAAGUUGAUGCAUAAAUAUAGUGAAUGAAUCUCACUUAUGAAACCUCAUGUUGGCUACAAAGUCAUGUCUGUGACCAAUUUGUUCCAACUCCGACCCAAAGGAAUGGAUCAUUUUUUGUUUUACUUAACAAAAAAAGGUACAGAUAUCUCUAUGACCUCUAAAAUGUAUUAUCAUUAUAGUGCUCUAAAAAAGGUUCAUUGUGAGUCUUUCCUGGUGGACAGGGUGCUGUGUUGCAGUAAAAAUGUGUCAAUGAAUCAUUUAAAUAUGGAAGAAUGAAAGUGUUUGAUGAACCUCUGCUUUUUUGUAACAUCAAGUCAAAAGAUCUUUGGUUCAGACUCUCUCUCUUUUUUUUGUUUCGCAGACAUUAAACUGAGACUAAAUGUUCUGAUUCUCAUGUAAGUCAUUCCUCCUACAUUUGGAUCUGCUCAUUGAAACUCUCAGCAUCACUUCCUGUUUGCAGCCUGUCUCACCUGCAUCAGUGGUGUGUGCAGGUAUUUCAACAGUGUGAACUGAACGCUCACACCUUCAGACUGCAGCUCAGAGACAGACAGACUGUUUCUCUGCAGCUCUCUGUGCAGGGACGCCUGCUUGUGAGAGUGCAGCGACACAUUAGACAGUGGCACACCCACACACGCAUAAAUAUAUUCACACAGAGUAGGCGGGUCCAUAUUUCUAAGUCUAAUCAGUGGCAUACUGUCGGGCGAUAGGUGAGCAUUUCUAAAGAUUGAUGUUCAUUCAUCGAUUGAUCUGUUGAGCUUUGAGGACAGAUGGCACCCUGAGGUGACCUGCGGACUACAGUAUCAGCUCCGUCUCCUUUUACACACUCCUGCAUGCAGCAAUAAUACUCACACACACUCACGCACACACACUCGCAUAACUCAUAUGAGUAGCAGAGUACUGUCAGAGAGCAAAAAUCAGCAGCAGGCAGUAUGUUGAACAGUCAGAUGGUGUUAGAGUAAGGUGUGUGUGUGUAUGCACAGUAAAUGUGUGUGUGCUCUCUCUGUGAUCAGAAACAACACAUUUACGGUGCUAUCACCCUGAGGUUCCUGAAGAAGUGUUGUGAAGUCUAAACUGGAUUCUGGAGGAAUGUUGGCUUUUAAACUGUGCGCCAAUAACAAACGAGGUGGCAACCAAUCCCGUUUUGAGCAGAGGAUGCAGCGUCCAUGACUUCCAAAAUGAAUGUCAAAUUUUGUCAGACCACAGGACUGUUUUACUUUUAAUUUUAAAGUGAAUUACGCUCACCUUUUUUGUGUGUGUGUGAAAGAUAUUGUUUAAAAACCUCCUCUCAGAUCUUUUGUUUUUUUCUUUUCACUCACCUGGCUUGACUGAUGGCAGCCAGAUCAAUAUCUUGGGUGGACUGAACCAUUUUACAUACUGCAGGGAUGAGAGGUCUCAGAGAGAGACUCCAUGUUUUCAGCAGGAUUAUCUAGUUAUAACAAACCAAAACUACAUUUUCAUUUCAGGCUCAUUUGAGGCCCCUAUGUUGAUUUGGGCCCUGGGUUUCAGUCCCACCUUUUCCUUUACUAAGACGCCCCUUGGUCCAAGCAGUGACGCCAGCUCAUGAAGCCAUAUAACACCUUUUUUAUAUCAAAUUUUAAAAUGCCUGUUUUGAUCAUUUCUGGACUUUUUUGCUUGAUAAAUAUCCUGAAAAACUGGAUGAGCAGAGCCACGUUGGAGCCUGUAAGAUAAUUUGGUCCUGGGACUAACCCUUCAUGCAUCUGUCUAUAAACCAGAUACAGUUAAUGCAGACAGAGAGGAGGUUGUGAGGAAAAGGGGAGCAGACGAGGAUGUCCACGCAGAGCUGUAGAGUGAGGAUCAUUCAGGGAGGGUGAGAGGGUGAAGAUUUACUUCAGCAGGUCGUGAUUCAGUCCUUUAAAAUCAAGGACACCUGGGCGGGGACGCUGCAUGUUGACAUCAGACUGACCUCAGGGUUUCCAGGAGGAGGAUAACUCUGUACUGAAACACAAACAUGAUGGUGUGUGAAAGGAGGAGGGACCAGUAGAUAUAAGAUUAUAAGUGGGGCAGUGAGAGCGGAAACAUGGAUUACAAACAGGAUAAUUAGGCUUGUGUUUUUUAAGACGUCAAAUCUCCAGGGAGUUUUUUGCAAAGAGAAUUCAGGAGGAUAAUGCUUGAUGGUAUGUUUCAUUUUGUGCAACUGCAUACCAUAAAAUUAGCUGAUAGAAAGGCCUGUUAAGAACUGGAAGGAUGACAAGACUUGAAAGAAGCUUUCAGGACCAGAGAUGUUGUUCUGUAAGAGAGGUGUAUCUCCUGUGGUCCCUUGGUUUGGAUUGUUUGUACCAAGCUGACCAAGUGACAACUGAAUAUGGACACAGUUGCUUGGCAACUACAACAUGGCCCCCAAAAUAUUCCCGUAUAAUUUAACCUCAGGGCCCCUUAAAAAUAGGGUUUUGGCACACCCAUUAUGUAAAAAUCCAACAGCUAACAUGAACAAAUAACACUGCGAGUUAAGCUGUCAUUAGAAAAGAUGAGAUGGCUCAAAAUAUUAAGUUAUUGUUACAUCUGCAUGACCGGAGAGGUUUGUAACACAAAUGAUCACAAUAUAUGUGAGCUGAGGUCACCUGAAGGAGGUGGUCUCUCACAUCCAAUGAGAAUUUAAUUCUCACAAUCAACCCAGCAACCAGGUAGAACCAUGAGAUAUCUUUACCCAUGAGAUAUCAGUCACAGGUGAGGUUAAGGUCAGCAAAGGCUAACUGUGCUUACUGUCUCCAUUCAUUUGAAAUCAGCAGAAGUGCUGGUGUUAUGCUUAAAUGUCAUAGAACUUAACAUCUACUGGAGACAAGAAUGGGAUCUGACCUCUCCUUGUUGGGAUCAUAUUUGGCAUAACCCUCUGCCUAACUCUACAAUGUCCCUAUUUAUGACUGUGUUUCAGGUCUCACUUCAUUAGUUCUUCCAUAAACUGAAAACGUUGGUCAUUUCACAGCCUCCCCAGUGAUAAAAUAAGAUAAGUUAAAAUGAGACACUACUUUAUUAAUCCCACAAGAGGAAAUUCCUAGUAGUAAUAAGCAGCUGCAAAAAGAAUUGAGGGAAAAUCCUGACAGCACAACCAUGAGGAAAUCAUGGUUGUGCCAAUUUUCGGUGCCCCCUGUGGACAACAUGAUACCUGCUUCCUUAGCCUGCUGUCAAUCAUGCGAUCUGUUUCACGCCCCUUUUUUUAGCUAUUUCAGCUCUUUAAAGUCGUAUCAGAGAAAUUAUAACGCAUGUUGCUGAUUUUCUUGUUUGCAUUUAAAGAUCAUAAAGAGGCUUCACUGUCAGUUUUGGUCUGUCUUUACUUUGGUCAGUCCAUUACUUAAUAUCAGAGCAAAGCUUCAGCCACCUCCUCCUUAAUAUUUAUGUUUAAUAUCACAAACUGAAAUAGAGGCAUUUGCAACGUUAUUAUCUUACAGAUGGGGACUUUAGAGGUGCUUUAGAGACUUAAGGUCUAUUUUAAUGUUUGUCAACCAACAGCACAAUGUUUAACUUAAUGAAGUGAGGUUGCAUGAGGUCAGAAUUGCUCAUUUUUGGUUGUAUUUUCUCACUUUUUAGAUUCUUACUUAUUAAAGGACUAAUGAACCCAACACUACAGCAAGUUGCUUAUGCAAGUUGAUGCAAAAUGUGACAUCACCGCCCAGCAAAUGCAGCCGCUGUUUUUCCCCCUCAGAUUGUAUUACGACUUUUUUUUUUAAACUUUGACUUUAUUCUCAACAUUUCCACUUACUUCUCAAAGUGCAUUGUCAGACGAUAAUCUUCCUCCUCUCUUUUUCCAUAUUACCUAAAAUUCUUCAAUAGUGUUGUCUUAUAGUCGACCUGCACAUAAACAAGCACACUGCGAGCGAGGACGCUGCAGAUUCACUCAGACCACCUACCCCCUCCACAAUCCCACACUCACAUACACAACCUUUGCACACACUUGAGCCAGGCUUCCUCUUUAAGGAUUCAGAUCUGUUCCAGUUUUGUCUGCAGUUUGGAUUAGAAGCAGCUCUGUGUAUUGACCUGAGUGACUCCCUGCAUUUCAUUAUAAAAAGCACAAGAGGCCAGAAUCCUGCAGACUCAUCUCACACUAUGGUAUGAAUCCACACCCAAAAAACACACGCAUACACAGACACAUACACAAUGAAAUUAUCAUUAACACGAGUGUGCUCACCUGCAUACUAACACAUGACAAUUAACACCAUGCACACUUUGCAUGCACCUUAAAAAAACACGUACAAGCAUAUUUUCUGCUUUCCUGACACUUUUUCUAACACACACACACACAAACACACACACACACACACACACACACACACACACAAAGGUGAAAAUAAAACACAGCUCUGACCCUGGGUGCAGAGGGGGUCACCUCCUCUUUGUCCUCCAUCCUCCAUCCUCUUUCUCUCUACCUCCUGAGGUCUGCGUUAACAGCACGCAGACAUAAAACACACUUUGCCGUAGAUGUUCAUUAAGCUCACAGGGGAUCAAAACGACAAUAAUUGUGAUUUAUACAGACUCACAUUACAAAUGGCUGUGAUUUAUUGUUAGAAUAACUGUGGAGGGCUUUUCAUCUCUAGCAAAGAUCCACAGCUCAGUUUGCUCCCACAGAAAUACACUGAGUUAUUGGUCAAGAGCUGCACACUCAUAUACACAUCGCUCAGCCUCACAUAACAUGAACUGUGUGUUACUGCAUGACCACCAGUCUGCAAUAUAAGGUGACACAACAGAGGUUUUAGGGCAGUAGAGGUGAUUGAUGACAGUGUUGCAGUGUGUGGUGAGGCUACCGCAAAUGGUGAGCAUAGUGUUAGUUCAGGUGAGCUCAGCCCACAGUACAACAGCUGAUCUUUAUUCGAGACCAUACCAGCUGAGAGCUCAGCAGAUUACCUUCUUUGCAUCCAAUCAGUUGAAAUGUUGGAAUAAGCUUUCUAUUUCAACUGCUUUAGCCUGAAUACUCCUCCUGAUUUCUCUGGGGGGUCUUUGCUGCUGCUCUUCCAGCCUUGGCUUUUCAAGUAUGAACAUGAAGCUGCAGGAAGGUGGUUCUAACUUCGGUCCAUUUUUAACCAUAUAACCAUCAAGGUCGGUUUAUGUAAUUGUGCGUACAAUUUGAAAGGCAAUUUUUUUUUUUUUCAUCCAGGCACUAAGAUUCCCCUGAGGUUAUGAGGUUCCUUUACAAAUGGUCAAACCAAGCUCCAUUCAGGAAGCAAACAUUUUCAAGCUUUUCCUUGUCAUCUUGUAAUCAGACCUGAAUAUUUUUGAAUCCAGACUUUUUACAAAUCGCCAUCACAGUGCAGGUAUUUCAGCAUCUUUUUUAAAUCUGUUUGAAGACAGUUCGGAAAGAAGAUUGAUGAAUUUAAAUUUGCAAAAAUGUUAGAUUUAGGGUGCACUAUGCAAGUGUGUAAAGUGUAUUUUACUUUUUGGCCAACACAUCAUUUUAAAACAUGAACUUUUCUAAGUGCUUUUAUGGUACCAAUGUUAAGCUCACAGGGAAAUUAUUUGUUUUGCACAUGCCUCCAAUUUUGCUUUUCUCUGUUUUCCAUAACUAAAUGUAACUUAAAAUUAGUUGAAACCAACCCACUGUUAAUCAGACCCUAUUUUAGACCCACUUAUUAUGGAUGUCACCAUUUGUUAGCAUGCUAACAGUAACGUAGUUAACAGUUCAAGUAAGUGGACUUUACUCUCUCAACAUUUCUUGAGGUUUUUCUGGACUCAAGAAACUUUUGCUGUUUGAAUUGGCGAACAUGGACGCAGGCGGACACUGGAGGCAGCUACUCAAAAGUGACAAAAAAAAAAAUGAUAAUAAAAGACAAGAAAAGUUUUCAUCAAUGAGGAAGUCUAAGUACUCCACUUCAUCUUUCCAGUCCUUGUGCAGUCAGUACUUGAGUCCCAGACUAAACUAGGGUCAUCAUGGGUCUUCAUCCUGGACUUCAGUGCUUUUAGUUACGAGGAUUCACUGUUGUCUAAGUCCCAUUAAGUGCUGAGCUUGCAUGUUGAAAAUGAUCGUAAAAUUAGGGCUGUGAUUGUUCAGUUAAAAAAAACAAAAACUUAAAAUCUCAUCUUUUUCUAUUCUUUAUAAGGUCCUUCCGCUCUUCUUAAUCCCUCUUCCCAUUUUCCAGAUCUGAAUGACGCCCUCUUGUUUUUUAUCUACAUCUUUUUGUCCUUUUCUCCUCCUCUUCUCAGCUCCUUGUCCUGUGUGUUUGUCUGUGCGUGCGUGUGUGAGAACAGCUCCUGCAGCAGUGUUAAUUAGCAGAGGCCAGAUGGAUGAGGUGAUGGCGUGUUAUAGUACCCUCUGCAACACUGCCACUCCCACUGUUAUCAAGCACGUGCUGGCUGAAACACACACUCACACACGCUCUACACACACACACGCUUACAUAACCCAGUGCAGAUGUGGCCUUAUUUACUGUUAAAUCUAUUUGUGUUUGAAGUGAAAUGUUGUCUGCAGAUAAAGCUGCACAGCUGUUGGGUCUUUUUUAAUCUCCAACUAUAAAACAGACUUUUUUUUUUUUUUCCUAAUUUCUUUUACUCUGUUUUCUAUUUCUGGUCUUUUCAUAAGAUUUAUUUUAGGUAGCAGCUCAAAGGGUGACACAGUUGUAGCGAUUUUCACACCUUUCCAAAAAUAAUUUAAGCAUCAGCCAAUCAGGGAGCAGAAUUAGAGUAAGGGGUGGAGGUAAAGUCAGGCUUCAAUAUUCAUGACACUCCUCUCUCUCUCUUUCUCUUUCUCUCUUUCUUUCUCUCUCCCAAUGUUAGACGCACUGCAGUAGUCUCUCUCUCUUCUCCCUUUCUUCCUCUUCUCUUCUCCGUUCAGCUUCCUCAGCAGGUCUUCACUAUCCCAUAAGCAUAAUCUCACACACAAACACACACACUCACACACACACACAUGUACUGACACAGUGACCUUGACUGACAGCAGGCUGGAGGCAGAAGUUGCUCUUUGACUCUUAAUCACAGAUUCAGGAUGAGAAGAAGGAGGAGGAGGAGCAGUGUUUACCCUGAGCAGGAGAAUUACAAGGUCAGAUCUGAGCCAUGAAGAGAAGUGUCAAGUUACAGCGAGUGAAACUGAACCUCUGCAGCUGGUGUCACCUGUGAAGUGAUAACCAGCUCCUGUUUUACUGUGGAAAGCACAAAGAAGCUAAUUUUAGCCAUGAGUGACACAGUUCUGUGUGUUUCCAUAGAUUUAGUGGCUUUGAGAUAAACACAACAAGGGUGCUGUUGUACCAUUGUUGUGUUGUGAAUGUGUGUGAUUUAACAAGUUAUCUCACAGGAUUAAGUCAAAACUUUACAAAAUUCAGAUUAUGACUUUAUUUGUCUUGUGUUUUAGCAGAAUGAAUUAAACUGGAGUCAUAUGAGAAAAGGUCACAAAUUUACACAAAGGAGGUUAAACAAGAUUUUUUUUUAAAAAGUUGGAAAUUUACAAAAUUAAAGAUGAAAAUUUUACAAGAGUAAAGUCUAUAUGAAUAGUCUGUCAUGAUCUACAUGUACAGGCUAAAAUAACAGCUCGCAUGAUAUAAGGGGAGCAGCCAGCUGACGGCGUUUUAAUGAUGGAUGUGGAUCAUCUUGUGAUGUUAAUCUCAACAGCUGUGGACCAACAGCGGUUACAGAGGUGAGCACGAGCUGCCUGGUAGCCUGACCUCCUUCAGAAGAUACUCAGUGUAGUACACAGUCUAUUCAGAAUCCUGAUACUACUGUCAGACAUGUACUCACUCACAGCAAUGUUUGGGACUGUCAGCUCUGUUAUCCAUUCAUUUGUCUUUAAACCAGAACAUGAACUGCAACUAAAAUCAGACAGAACCGUUUUUUUUUUAAUUCGUAUAUCCUCCUCAUUUCUAUUAUUUAUAAUUUGCUGUAUUUGCAUGUUUUGAAAUGGCAGCAUCUGUUGUCGCUGCACGCCCAGCACUCUUAGUUAAAGAUUGUGAAACCUUAUUCCACCAUCAUGUAUUUAAAUGUCUCUUCUAUCUUCCAAAUGAAAAAAGGGGCGAGACUUACAUCAACUUUGCCAACAACAAUGGCGAGGGUCCGCAGAGGUCCAAUUUGGAGAUAGAGUGGCUUCUUAUGCUUUGACCCCAUUUCUGAGCUUGUUUCUCACUUUGUAAAAUGAAGGAAAAAAUGAAGCAUAGACUGUCACUACAAAAGGGAAGACGAAUGCUGCAAGAUCAGUUUUGGAACUAGCAAAAUGGAGUGCCAGCGUGAAGCACUCUGAAUGUACUGUAGCUUAUGUACUCAUGAUAUCCUUGUUUCUUUUUGUGCUGUGUGCUCCUGAAUUCAUCAUUUGUAUUUUACGUUUCCUGAUACUAUAUUGAUGUCUUCUUGUUUGAGGUGGGUGUGGACUGACAUUUCUGCUCGAAUGCUCCUUCAUGAUCUGACAUUUUCUUCAUGGUCUGGAUGUGCUUUGUGGUGCUGCUAUUUGAACUUUAAACCACUGAAGUAAUGCAGGACUUAUUCAUUUGUUUUGUCUGGGCCCUCUUUCGAAAGAUUAUCUGAAGUUUUCUCUUCAUGCAACCUUAUUUUAUCAUAUUUGUAAGAGUGGUAUAUGUGUUUUGAUGUAUGAGGAGAACAAAAAUCAAUCAAUCUUGCAGAUGUAGCUCAGACCGUUUGUGUUUUUUGGUAUGUUCUUGUGAAGGAACUAAAGUUGUCUUUUGUGGUCUCUACUGCAGUUUGAAAGACAUUUUCUGCAGAAUCUGGCUGAGCCUAAAUGUCAGAGACCUCAUGAAUGGAUAUGAGGUUUGGGGUUCAAACCGAGAUCUGCUGACGGCUGCAGGACGCUGCAGAGUGGAGGGUGUGUCCUCUGCAACACAUUUUGAUUUACACAAACAAAAGUCCUAAAACAACACAGUCUGCUGGUUUUAAUAGAAGAUAUGAAUUUAUGUCAAACUGAUACUUUAAUGUGUCCGUAUCUGUUCAUUUACAUGGAGCUUUACUGCCUGUCGCCGCUGCAGUGAGCGAGCUCCCUGUCCCUGUUGGUGGAUUCCCGAGGUAUCUGCAUGCCCUCUAGUGUGUGUGUGUGUGUGUGUGUCUGUGUGUGUGUGCAGUGCAAAAGCCGAGCUCAGCCUAAAGGUGACAUUGGGAGGAUUUCAUAGAGGUGGUAAUCCCACAAAAGAGAUGUUGUGUGUGACCUUUUAUCAUCUAAAUCACACGAGGGGAGGUCCGUUUUAUUUUUGAGCUGGUGUGAAAACGUUGGGGAGGCUCGGAUAAAUAUGGAGUUGAGUAUCCAAACAUAAUAUUAAGACUUAACGGGGGAAGAGGAAAGGCAUGUAUGAAGCCUCAUGCACCUCCUUAACUAUACAUCAAACGUUUAGAAUCACAAGCCAGGAGAUUUUUUCUGUUUCUACUUUGCAUGACUGUAGUACGAUUAACUGCCACUAAACAUAAACUUAAAAUAACCCUGCCAGAAUUGAUGGCAGUGAAACGCAUCAAUCACAUCACCAGUUCAAUGCAUAGAAAUAUGAAUAUUCAGUAAUAUCUAGCAUGCAGAUUCUAGUUGAAAUGCUGUCUUGCUAACCCUCCUCUGAGUGAAGCUGGACUUUGAGGACAAAAAGUUACACACAAAAAAAAUGCUGGGUUGUUUUUUCAACCCAACAACUAGGUUGAGCCUGUUGGUCAAUUUAUUUGGGUUGUUUUCAUGGAGUUGGGUAUUCUGAGUACCCAAUUCACAAGGUUAUUUAUGUUGGGAACAGAGUUAUUAGCUGUUGGGUUGUAAUUUCUAUACAGUUUUGUUGGUUUGUUGUGGACUACCCAACACAAUGGGUAGACGUUCGGGCAUUUGAUCCCAAGCACCACCCACUCACCAGGUUGAUGCCACAACACUUAACCCACCUUGCUCCCAGAGUGUGUCCUCCAUUGGUGUAUGAUUGUGAGUGUUGUGUGGUGGUGGUCGGAGAGGCCGUAGAAGGUAGUUUACCACCACCGAGGUGUGACUGUGUGACCAAAUAAAUGAUGUCUCCAAUGUAAAGCACUUUGAGGGUCUCUGAUAAAUAUAAAAUAAUUUAAUAUUAUCUUAAAUAUUAACGACCCAAAUGCUGGGUUUAAAGAACCCAAUUGUAAGUGAACUGACCCAAUUAGUUGGGUAAAAUUAACCCAGCAUGUGUUCUGUCCAAUAUUCAACCAGCACUGGGUUGGGAAACUACCAAAAUUGGGUUGUUUUUAACCCAAUAUUUUUAAGAGUGUACUGUGAUACAUGAUAGGUAUGAUUCUCUAUUAGUCAAGAUUAUUCCUCUGCAGCCCUUGGUUCUUGUGUGUUUUACUUCCUAUUGACGACUUCUUUUUUACGUGCAUUUCAUCGCACUCUCUAUCUUCAUAAACUAAUCCUUACUCACCAGUUUAACCACAUUACAUUGUCACUCUGCUCCUCUCAUCACUGUGGUUUCAACACAAAUUCUACUUUCACCCGGUGUUUUCAUUACACUGUCCUGUUUUUUUUAGGAUACUGUGUCUCUUUUGUUAGUCCUGGUUAUCCUCAGCCUUUACUUCUGCUCCACUUGGCUGUCUGAGCAAAUACACUAACAAGUUCCAUGACUACGUUUCUGUAGGCGCUUGAACUCUUUUGGUUUUUCUUUAGGACACAUUGUCCCCUUUUCAAAUCUUUUCUAUUCCUCGGUUUCGCCAUUGAUACCACUUAUUUCACUCUUCUUCUGUCACUGUCUUUCAUAUCUGAGCCCCAGUAGCAAAGGUUGUAAUGAGAGACGAUGAGGACGGAGAUGUUUGGUGUGAUACAAACUGACACAACUGAGAUCAAACGAAGACUUGCUUCUCUCUGUGUGUGUGUGUGUGUGUGUGUGUGUGUGUGUGUGUGUGUUCCUGAGAUGCAGGAACUACAGGGUAAAGAGUGACUGUGCAUUUAUUUGUGCCCAGGGCUGUAGUGUGGGGUGUUUGUGUGUGUAUUUAACAUUCAUAUCCAGUCUCAGUUAUUAAUGUGGUUUUAGAGGCUGAUCAAAACUGGGCCGUUAUUUCCAGAACUUGUCAAACUUCUGAUGAGAAGGUUGUGCUCUCAUUGGUCGAACAAAUGCUAGAGGGCAGAGCGAAAAAUCGAACAUGGUAGACUUUUGUUGUGUUCACACCAGACGCAAGUCAAAUAGUUGUUUUGUGUUUAUUCAAUUUGUGCAAAUAACUCCAUUCACAUACCAGAUCAUUUCACCCAAACACAUGACUUAAGGGGAUAUUUGGGCGUAAAAUUAACUUAGGGUCAAAAACAUUGUAACACAGAGUUAGACACCCCCUCGAGAGAUGAAUGUUGCUGACCGCUUGCUUCUCUAGUUAUACCAACUUUAGAUACGACAGCAGGAUAGCAAUACACAGCGGUCUGAGGAGCCAUAAACAAACCUCAACCAAAACGUGAAUCUAUAGCCACAAAUAAUGCUCAGAACAGCACCUAACUUCAUCAACAGUACAUAUAGGGUCCCCGCCAUAGCACUAGCCACCAAACAUCUUUUUAACUUUGCCUAAUGUCUAUAGAUAAGAGACUACACACAACUCACCCACUCUCUUCCAGCAGCCACUUGUUUAUAGGGAGAGCUCAGAUGAGUCCAUCACUGAGUGUAGCAGGAUUACGCAGCUCAAGGAAGAACAUUUAUGAUCAUUUUAUCAUUUUCUUAUUCGUUACUAUAGUUGGUAUAACUGGAGAAGCAAGCAUACAGCAACAUUCAUCUCUCGAGGGGGUAUCUAACUCGAUGUUACAGUGUUUCUGACCCUAACUUAAUUUUACGCCGGAAUAUCCCUUUAACGUCAGUGGGGAGGGUUUUCUUUCAUGCUUACCAGAUAACACGACCUCCGUACUCACUCUCCAGCCCCCUGUUACUCCAGUGAGGAUAGAUCGGUAUAGCUCAAAGCAGCUGCACACCGGCAAGAUCAGUUUGUCCUCCAUUUUCCAGAUGAUUGAAACUCCACUGAUAUGUUGUUGACGUGCGUCAACAGGGUAUUUCUAUGGGUAUUGUGGCAGGAAUGGGUGUUGCUUGAGUUCAGAUCUUCACAACUACCAUGUUCAAGCAAAUGAAGCGAGUAGAGCAUUGAAGCACUCCCAUCUAAUUGUGUCUCAGUAUUGAUUUUACAUCUACAUCAUGAAUGACUCGAUAAGGUUUGCCAAGUGUUGUGAGAAGUAAUUGCAUGUUUAUGAGGAAACUUAGUUUUACUCGAUCAUUACUCUCCAAUAUAUCACAUUUAAUAGUUUUAAUUCUCCACUCCAUUUACAGUUUAAAGAACGCUGUGAUUGCCGCUCACUCAAGAAGGCGCUCAAUAGAUGAGAAUACAAAAUCUGUCUAUGGCAUUUGACAUGACAGACUGACUACACACUAUCUCCAACCACUGGCCUGGCAUGUAUUGUUACUAGUUGUUUCACUGUUAUAGUGUGGAAAGAGAAAUAUUCAAAAACAUCCCUGGAGUGGGCAGUUUUUUUGUCAAAGAGAAAAAAAAAAUCUGUUGUUAUACAUAUCAGUGUGGACGUAGCCGUAAACUAUCACAUUACAACUCUCCACGCCUGAAGACAAACUACUUUAACGCCACGAAAUCUUACUUUGCAAAUUAACUCCUCAAAAAGCUCUGUAUUGUACAUAAACUGUAAGUGUGGAGGAGUCUGACUGGGCUGCUCUUUAGGGUCAACUUACAGGUCAGCACUUAAAACAAAAGUCUUAUUUGUGUCUUUAAAGAAUCACAUAAGACGUCCGCUCUCGUAUCUCAGUUCAGCAGAUACAGAAGGUUAAUCUGAAGAAAAGAAAAUGAGUAAGGGAUUUGCUCUCUAACAAAGAGCAAUGGAAAUAUCUUAUCUGAGUUCUGUCCCCCAAUAUAAAUAUUUUUAUAAAGUUAGUAAUAUAAAUGAGCAAGGUCAAAGUUCAGGAAAACAUUUUUACAUUUAGAUUACAUUGAAAUUAACCUCUGUGUGACCCAGCGGACUGUAUUCUUCUGUCUCUGUUCUGUCUAGGGGCAGAUAAGGCCAAAAUAAUGUAAAAUAGAGCAUAAAAUAUGAACUGAGAAGGUUUUUUUGGUCAAAGGUCAUGUGCAUCACAUUUUAUUAACAGUCUAUUUUAAGAUAGUCUUUUUACAUUUUUUUCAUUAUAUUUGCUUUAUUUUAUUUUUAAUCGGCAACAAUGUCAUUCUGAAACAUUAUUAUUAUCUUUUAAUCUAUCUUCAGCCGAUGUUAAAUAUUUGAUUGUGAUUGGAUUGUGAAUGACUUAAUGUGUCCUGUCCCUUUACGCUUGUGUUUAUGUGUGUGUUUGUGUGUGUUUAAUGUGUGUGAGUGUGUACCCAGCCCUCUGUGCUGACCGGUUGUUUCCUCAUAGGGAGCGCUUCAGCUCAGUCAGCUCAGAGGUGUCUGUGCAGAGACAUUUGGAGGGCUUAAACACACUGCACUCCCGGCAGCCUCACACUAUGUGUGUGUGCGCAACUCCAUGUCGUCACCAGGUAUUACACACACACAAAUACAUACACACAUACACACCUGCUCCAGAUGACUCAGAUGUUCUUUCCACAGCUGUUUGCCAGUCUGAGGAAGUCAAAAGUUCAGCAAAAUCAGCCGGCGUGCAUCAUUGA